GUGGAAAAGCUAAGGCAGAGCCAGACCCAUAACGGGUUCUUCCCCAGUCACGUUGACAGGCCACAAAGUGGUAAAAGAUACAACAACAAUGUUUUUCUCAAAUGUCAUCACUCAUGCCCAGAAAGCCCACCUGUGGACAGUGAUUGUUUGCCACGAGCUUUUGGUUUUGAGUAAUAGCCAACAACUCUUUAUUGUUUGCAGAACAAUUGCACUUCCUCUAAAAGUGGGAUCCCCUCUACUGAUGGGAUUUUCACACUCACAUGUAUAAAAGCUUGUUCUUCUUCCUAUUGACAGUGCAGUCGGACAAGACACAGAAGCGUUUACAACCAUAUCAAGAUGAAGUUCAUACCUAUCAUCAUCCUUUUCCUGACUUGCUACACAAGUUGUGAAGCCAGCCAAACUGGGACUUACCUGAUACCAAAUGUGCUUAUUCUGCCAGUCAAUGAAAGUAUGUCUACGGUGAAACUGUCCUGUGGCAAUCACAGUGGUGUGAUCAGCUGGAAGCACAAUGGAAAUCCAAUGAAAGAACAUGGGGACCAGAUCACCACCGUACUGAAGCUCUUCGAUGAAGCAAACUACACCUGUCACAGCGAGACUGGGAAUGUCCUCAAUUACACUCUGGUGCUUCAACAGGGCAUUGGAUUCAGAAACAAAAUUCUGGUGAAAUCUGAGAGUUCAGACUAUAUUUUAUGUUCAGCAAAGAACUUUGAUGGAAAGUUUCAGUGCACUUGGCAGCUAGAGCGCAAAGAGGCGAAAUGUAUUCACUUUACUGUUGCUCGUUUAUCAGGAGGGUCUGAAAAUAUCACAUGCUCUUUGAAUGGAAGCACACUGAGCUGUGAGGAUAAAAGCCACUGUCCUUACGCUGAGGAACCAAGCCGUAUCUCUAUGUCUGCCUACUUCAGAAGCUAUUCCCGCUUUGAAGAAUACCACCGCCAGUUCUUCAUCUCUGAGAUAGUGAAACCAGAAAAAGUAAUCAUCACAAAAGUGGAAGAUCAUACAUUUAAGUGGGAAUACCCAGAGACAUGGAGCAAACCCCCCUGUUACUUUCAGCUCAUCUUCCAAGUGAAGGUGGUUAAGCCAAACGACCCUUGUGUCCCAGAGACACACAAUAAGGUGAAUAAGACCAUCAAUGUCAUGGAAUUCACAGUUCCUAAGAAGUACAGGAAGAGUUACAAGCUCUGCGUCCGAGCCCAAGAGGAGGCCUCUAACUCCCUAUGGAGUGACUGGAGCUCCUACAAGGUGACUCCAGGCAAAUAAGUUCACAUUCUGUGACCGUUAACAAGACAAACGUGAGUACAUUAAUAAAAGCCUUACUCUAGAUUACUAGAUUACAACAGAAUGAUUUACACAAGUUAGCUGUAUUGCAGACCUUUUGCAUUCUAAUCAUUGUGUGUUCUCACCACCAGGAGGGGCAAGAUUAAGAUGAGCACUCGUUUUCCCCAGCAGUCAUACUCCACAUACCCUACUUUACACAUAGUAUAUGCAAACCAGGAAUUUCAGCCGAUUUAUAACACAGGGGUGCUGUCCCUUGUUGUCAACAGCUGAAAUAAUCUUCUUUGUCUUGCAAAUAUUCAUUUGUGUUAUUUAUAACUUAUUUAUUUAUUUGUAAAAUAAACAUUAUAAGCAAA
This is a messenger RNA of Clupea harengus (Atlantic herring), 1628 nucleotides long. RefSeq names its product interleukin-12 subunit beta (gene il12bb). The transcript is spliced from 8 exons. The record is from RefSeq and is a predicted model, not a curated record. Gene Ontology annotation, molecular function: protein binding. NCBI's taxonomy places the organism in Eukaryota, Metazoa, Chordata, Actinopteri, Clupeiformes, Clupeidae. Bases 337 to 1257 code for a protein of 306 amino acids.